Corvus hawaiiensis (hawaiian crow) is the source of this 1637-nucleotide messenger RNA. RefSeq names its product musculin (gene MSC). NCBI's taxonomy places the organism in Eukaryota, Metazoa, Chordata, Aves, Passeriformes, Corvidae. The record is from RefSeq and is a predicted model, not a curated record. Gene Ontology annotation, biological process: skeletal muscle tissue development; regulation of transcription by RNA polymerase II. Gene Ontology annotation, molecular function: protein dimerization activity; RNA polymerase II transcription regulatory region sequence-specific DNA binding; DNA-binding transcription factor activity, RNA polymerase II-specific. Bases 75 to 683 code for a protein of 202 amino acids. The transcript has 2 exons.
GGGCCGACUCGGCUCGGCCGUCCGCCCCCGCCUGCCUGCCGCGCUGCCCGCCUCCCCGCCGCCCGCCCGGGGCCAUGUCCACGGGCUCCGGCAGCGAGGCGGAGGAGCUGCCCGAGAUGGACCUGCGGGCGCUGCAGCUGGACUACCCGCCGCCGCCGGCCAAGCGCCAGCCCCGCGGCGAGCUCUACCCCUCGGGGGACAACUCCUCGGCGGCGGAGGAGGAGGAAGAGGAGGAAGAAGAGGAGGAAGAGGACGGCGAGGGCAGCUGCUCGGCGGGGCCGGCGGGCAGUGGCUGCAAGAGGAAACGGGCGCGGGGCGGCGGCCCCGGGGGCAAGAAGGCGGCGUCGGGGCCGCGGGGGCCGCCGCCCGAGGGGAAGCAGUCCCAGCGCAACGCGGCCAACGCGCGGGAGCGGGCGCGGAUGCGGGUGCUGAGCAAGGCGUUCUCCCGGCUGAAGACGAGCCUGCCCUGGGUGCCGCCCGACACCAAGCUCUCCAAGCUGGACACGCUGCGCCUGGCGUCCAGCUACAUCGCCCACCUCCGGCAGCUCCUGCAGGAGGACCGCUACGAGAAUGGCUACGUCCAUCCCGUCAACCUGACUUGGCCGUUUGUGGUUUCAGGAAGACCUGACUCUGACACCAAAGAAGUUUCUACUGCCAGCCGAUUAUGUGGAACUACUGCAUAGUCAGGCUAAAUUGGAGAUUUUUUUAUUGUUGUUGAUCUUUUUUUUUUUAAUGGGUUGGAUAUUUUUAAGAGCUGUGACUUAUCGUCUCAGGACUAGAAGAUGGGGCAAACCCCCAUCUCUAACAGUGUUAAAUCUGCAUCCCUCAUCAUUCUUUCCCCUUAGUGUUUUGAGGGCAGAUUAUUUAAAGCAGUAAAGAAUGGAGGCGGUUGAAAUGAUAGUUUUUAUGAACUGACUGCAGCAGCUGAAGUCUAAGACUUGGCUUCAUCAUUCUUACCACUGCCUGAGGACCUGCUGUUCUGAGGCUUUUAAACUAAUGGAAGAGGAAUAUAAUGAUAUAGAAUUAACAGCAUGGACCAAAAUACAAUUCUACAAACUAACCCCAAACAGUGUUAUUUGUAUUGUAAAGCAAAACAGUAUUUUAAAGUAGCUUUGAAAGUCAGAUAGAUUUAUAAUAUAUUUUGAUGGCUUUUGUAUUCAUGGAUAUGGUUUACUGCAACUAUGCAAUUAGUCAUACUUUUUUUCUUUUGGUCCCUUUGACCAGAGUUUUCUUAAAAUGUGUAAGUGGACACAUUCUGCUACCACUCACUGGAAUUAUAGUAAUUCCUUUGGUUAUGUCUUGAAAUGCCACGUGUAAGAAUGUGGGACUGUCCCUAGAAAUAUGGGGGAGUUUCUGUGCCUUAAUCUGGAAGGGAAUUCUGCUUACUGUAAGCCCAGAGUGCAUGUGUUGUAAAGAAUGUGUUUGUAUGAUGCUGCAAAAUAACAAGAAUUCACAGUGUUUUAAAUAUUUUUCCUGUACUGUUAUGCUUAUCAUUGAAAAGUUUGCUCUCAAAUGAGUUAGUGUGUCAUUUCUUCACAGUUUCAAACAUUGUAACAAAAGAGGAUGCCAUCAAAUAAGUUGCAAAUGUAAAUAACUCUAUUUUUUUAUAAAUGACAUUAAAAGCUUGGUUACAAUGA